AUGAAAGGAAGCACGAGCAAAAACGAAGACGUGUGGUGCACUGAUUGUAAGGAAGGUGGUCACACAAAGGGCAUCUGCCCAAAGAGGGCAUUCUGCGAAAUUUGCCAGAUGUUGGGACACGCCGUCAAAGAAUGCUCCUACAACAUGAAAACAAAAGGGAACCAGGUAUACUUCGCCCAAGAGCAACCCUCACUGUCAGCGGGCUAUGCCCAGCCGCAAGCCGACGCCACUGCAUCAUCUGGUGGUUACAGAGGUAACCGAAGAGGAGGGAGAGGUAACAACAACAACAACAACAACAAUUGGAGCAGAAUGCAAUAUGACGUUAAAGGGCGGCCAAUAAUCCAAUGUCAGGCCUGCAACCAAUGGGGGCACUUCGCUCGGGAGUGCCAGAAUACUGAAACCCCCCAGAGCCUGUGUAGAUGGUGCGGCCCUGGGGAUCACGAUGACACAAAAUGCCCUAAACAGGGGGUCAAUCUCCUCAAUAUUGAGAAGACGGGCGAAGUAUUGGCGAUCACUCGCGCGCAGGCGAAGAAGGCAACGUAUCCCGACCCCCACACAAAGAAGGAAAGACUGCGGAAGGCAAAGGCCGACAUUGAACGGGAGAUGGCGGCAAAGGGACGGAAGAACACGAAGCCGAUGAGUCCCUCAACCCGCCUGAAAGCGGAAAGAAUAUUAUUGGGCAAGUCUUGCAGAUGGAGGUACCGAUAA
This is a messenger RNA of Cryptomeria japonica (Japanese cedar), 708 nucleotides long. RefSeq lists its product as uncharacterized. The transcript has a single exon. NCBI's taxonomy places the organism in Eukaryota, Viridiplantae, Streptophyta, Pinopsida, Cupressales, Cupressaceae. Gene Ontology annotation, molecular function: zinc ion binding; nucleic acid binding. The record is from RefSeq and is a predicted model, not a curated record. Bases 1 to 708 code for a protein of 235 amino acids.